Messenger RNA from Aspergillus steynii IBT 23096, 668 nucleotides. RefSeq lists its product as uncharacterized. The transcript has 4 exons. Bases 212 to 424 code for a protein of 70 amino acids. Gene Ontology annotation, biological process: vacuole fusion, non-autophagic. Gene Ontology annotation, molecular function: endopeptidase inhibitor activity. NCBI's taxonomy places the organism in Eukaryota, Fungi, Ascomycota, Eurotiomycetes, Eurotiales, Aspergillaceae. The record is from RefSeq and is a predicted model, not a curated record.
GCUAGUGGUUACAUUUCCUUAUCGGCCGUGACAGACACUCGCCCCGCGCGGAAUGGUAUAAAUCCUCCUUAGUCCCACCCGCCUGCAAGUCCACGUUUCUCCCAGUUUCAACGUCCAACUUCCCUCCCAUUUACCUGUCCUCUGCCACCACACGCUACCUCACCACCACCCAUCCUUUCCGAGACCCAACUUUCCCGACCACCCCGACAACAUGCCCGUUUUCAACGUCACUCUGAAGAAAGACUCUCCUCCCGAGGAGCUGCAAAAGGCCAAAGAGCAGGUGAAGAAGGAAGGCGGCUCCAUCAAGCACGAAUACACCCUCAUCAAGGGCUUCACUGCCGAAUACCCAGAUGACCAAGUCAAGACGCUCGAGACGACCGAGCACGUUCACGUCGAGCAAGAUGGCGAGAUAAGAAUCCAGUAAAGGAUGACACGCCAUCUCCUUUCGGGAAGACGAACGAUACACUUGUUAAUGACCGUCAAGAGUUGCCUUAUGUGAACUGCUGCAAUCCGACAUACUGCUGCCUAUUCAAGCGUGUCUUAGCUGCAUAGGCUGCGGACCUUCUGUUACUGUAUGGCGAGGGACCAUUUUUUGUGAACUCUAGGCCUGCUGCGCGGGGAAUCUGGAUAAGCAGACAGUCUCGUGUCUUAUUAUGAUUUAGUAUUAU